AUGAAGUUGAUCAAUUUUUUACACGCCUCAGUAGCGGCGCUAGGCCUACUGUCGCCAGUCGCUGCGAGAGCGCACAGCCGUAGCCACCGUUUCGUUAUCCGCAGAAACGUGGUAGCAAACCAAACGACCGGCAACGCGCUCAUCCCUGUGGUAGUAGGCGGCCCGCAAGAUCUGUUUGUACCAAAUCUGGUGCGCGCAAAUGUCGGCGAUGUUGUGCAGUUCCAAUUCAGCAAUGGAAAUCACACCGUGACUCAGAGCACCGAGACGGACGGGUGCCAGCCCAUGCAAGCAUCAGAGCCAAAUGCUAUACACAGUGGCCAUAUCCCGUUCAAAGCGGGCCAGGUGAACGUCGGCACAUUCAACAUGGUGGUGACAUCCACAGAGCCCAUGUUUCUAUACUGUGCGACUGGUCCUCAUUGCCAGACUGGCCAGGUCAUGGUCAUUAAUCCUACGAAUGAUGUUCAGCUGGCAAACUAUGCCAAAGUGUCGCAGUCAACAACAGCCAGUGUUGAUGGGAAACACGUUGCAGGUGGCAUCGUCGGGACGAUCCCUCUCGAGAAGGCUGCAUUUGUCCCAGCACCACCGGAAGAAGAAUAG
Molecule: messenger RNA, 597 nt
Organism: Akanthomyces muscarius
Lineage: Eukaryota; Fungi; Ascomycota; Sordariomycetes; Hypocreales; Cordycipitaceae
Exons: 3
Coding region: 1-597 (198 amino acids)
Source: RefSeq, a predicted model, not a curated record